AUGUGCGUUGACUAUACCAGUCUCAACAAUGCUUGCCCAAAAGAUUGCUACCCCCUGCCAAAGAUCGACCAGCUAGUCGACGCCACGGCCGGCCAUGCCCGGCUCUCGUUUAUGGAUGCCUUCUCCGGGUACAACCAAAUCAGGAUGGCGCCCGAAGACCAAGAACACACCGCCUUCCUCACCGAGCAAGGGAUAUAUUUUUACAAGGUUAUGCCAUUCGGGUUAAAGAAUGCCGGAGCAACCUACCAGAGGACGGUGAACAGGAUGUUCGCCCACCAGAUUGGACGAAACAUGGAGGUAUAUGUCGACGACAUGAUCGUAAAGAGCCGAACGGCGGAGGCUCAUCCUUCCGACCUGGCUGAAACAUUCGACACUCUGCGGAAGUUCGGCCUGCGUCUCAACCCCGCCAAGUGCGCCUUCGGCGUGACCUCGGGAAAAUUCCUCGGAUUCAUCAUACACGAGAGAGGGAUUGACGCCAACCCCGAAAAGAUACAGGCCAUUAUUAACAUGCAGCCUCCUCGGACGAUCAGAGAACUGCAGCGCCUUAACGGGAGGCUAGUCGCUUUAUCACGUUUUCUCUCCCGAUCGGGAGAUCGAUGCCACCCUUUCUUCCAGGCCCUGAAGGAUCCGAGGAACUUCCGAUGGACGGCGGAAUGCGAAGGGGCCUUCGAGCAGAUGAAGCUACACCUGGCCAGCCUCCCUCGACUCGCCUCGGUCUCCCCGGGGGAGAAAUUGAGUCUUUACCUUGCCGCCUCCCGGCACGCGGUCAGUUCGGUUCUAGUCAAAGAAAACUCCGGCGAUCAACUGCCGGUCUACUACGUCAGCCACAUGCUGAGCGGGCCAGAAGAACGCUACCCGCCGAUCGAAAAGCUGGCGCUGGCACUCGUCCUGUCGGCGUGGAAGCUCCGCCCUUACUUUCAGGCCCACCCGAUAGAGGUAAUAACUGAUCAGCCGCUUCGGCUUGUUCUGUCCAAAUUCGACGUUGCAGGGCGUCUCCUCAAAUGGGCAGUGGAGCUCGGCGAGCACGACAUACAGUACAUGCCUCGGACCGCCAUCAAAGCCCAGUCCGUGGCAGACUUCAUUGCGGAGCUGACCCCGAAUACAGGCGAAGAACUCGAGCCACCGCGUGACACGUGGACCCUCCACGUAGAUGGCUCGGCCAACGCGAAAGGCGUCGGCGCAGGGCUGGUGCUGGUAACACCUGACGGCCGCUCGAUUGAGCGCUCCCUCCGCUUCGGGUUCAGGGCCACCAACAACGAGGCAGAAUAUGAGGCUCUCCUGGCGGGGCUCCAGUUGGCACUGGAAAUGCAGGUGACCGACAUACGCGUCAUCACCGACUCACAGCUGGUGGCUAGGCAACUCGACGGCGAAUACGAGGCCCGGGACCCGACUAUGGCAAAGUAUCUGGCACAGGUAAAAAGCCUUGCCGCCAAGUUCGCCUGUUUUGAAUUGUCGAAUGUCCCCAGGAGCGAGAACCAGCGAGCCGACACCCUAGCAAAACUGGCGUCCGGCCCGGCCCCCUGGGCUCGGCCCGAGACCGAAGAACUCCCCCGCCGAGCCAUAGAGGUCGUCGCCACCGUCGCUCACGGCACGCCGGCAACUUGGGUACAGGAGAUGCUACGCUUCAAGCGGGACGGGACCCUGCCCGACGAUGUAGCCACCGCUCGACGCUUGCGUCGGACGCAGGCGUGGUACACCGAGGAAGGAGGACGGCUGUACAAGCGGUCUUUCUCGCGCCCCUUGUUGCGCUGCCUGGAGCCGAGCGAAGCCUGGACGGUUCUGUCCGACAUGCAUGAAGGGGCCUGCGGAGAACACAUGGGCGAGCGAGCCCUGGCGCACAAGGUACUCCGACAGGGGUACUACUGGCCGACCAUGCGCCAGGACGCGAAAGCUUUCGUGCGGCGGUGCAGCUCGUGCCAGGAGCACGCCCGCACCGCCCGACGGCCGGCGGUCCUAUUCACCCCCGUCGACUGCGCCUGGUCAUUCGCGCAGUGGGGACUGGACAUACUCGGGCCUCUUCCGCCCGCCUCCGGCCAGCGGAAGUACAUCAUCGUGGGAGUGGACUACUUUACCAGAUGGGUCGAAGCCGAGCCCCUGGCAACCAUUACGGAGUCGCAAGUGGAAAGGUUCGUGUGGAGAAACCUCAUAACUCGGUUCGGCCUGCCCCAGUCCAUCGUCACCGACAAUGGACCUCAGUUCGCCGGCAGAAAAUUCCAAGAGUUUUGCGCCAAACACAAAAUUCAGCUGAGGUUCAGCUCGGUGGCUUACCCCCAGGCAAAUGGGCUAGCCGAAGUAACCAACCGGGCCCUCGUCGACGGCCUCAAGAGACGGGUAUCCGCUACCCGAUCGGCUUGGAUCGACGAGCUCCCAAGCGUCUUGUGGGCGCUUCGCACCACCCCCAAGACCCCGACCGGGGAGUCUCCCUAUAGCCUCACGUUCGGAACCGAGGCCGUGCUACCGCCCGAAGUAGCCGUCCCGACUCCGCGGACGACAGACUACAGCCGAGAAGCCUCGGGCGAAGGGCUCCGAUCCAACCUGGACCUGCUCGAGGAAAGACGGGCCAACGCACACCAGAAAGCUCUUUCUUACAAAAGAGCCGUGGCGAGGGUCUACAACCGGAACGUACGACCCCGAUCGAUAAAGUUAGAGGACCUGGUCCUGCGCAAAAUCGAAGUCAGCCACCCAACCCAAGUAAGGGGGAAGCUGGCCCCAAAGUGGGAGGGACCCUAUCGGGUCAUCGGAGUAUCCCGACCGGGGACGUUCCGACUCGCAACAAUGGGUGGCGACCCCGUGCCCCGGACUUGGAACAUACAAAACCUUAGGAAAUAUUUCGUCUAAAGACAUAGACACUACGCAAACACAGAAAAUCGGAGGAAAAGAUCAUCUUAUUAAAAAGGAGGGGAUACAGAAGCCAAAACCCAUACACAACCCUCACACCCUCGACCCCGAC
Molecule: messenger RNA, 2950 nt
Organism: Musa acuminata AAA Group (dessert banana)
Lineage: Eukaryota; Viridiplantae; Streptophyta; Magnoliopsida; Zingiberales; Musaceae
Exons: 1
Coding region: 1-2838 (945 amino acids)
Biological process (GO): DNA integration
Molecular function (GO): RNA-DNA hybrid ribonuclease activity; nucleic acid binding
Source: RefSeq, a predicted model, not a curated record